Molecule: messenger RNA, 1604 nt
Organism: Spirometra erinaceieuropaei
Lineage: Eukaryota; Metazoa; Platyhelminthes; Cestoda; Diphyllobothriidea; Diphyllobothriidae
Source: the annotation of a GenBank genome assembly
AUGUUCUCUGCCAUGCUGAUGGACGCCUACAGUGAUGAACGUCCUGGGAUCCGCAUCGCCUACAGGACAGACGGCCAUCUUCUGAAUCAACGGCGGAUGCACUUCCAAUCGCGCGUAUCCACAACCACCGUUCGCGAACUUCUCUUCGCCGAUGACUGCGCUCUGAACACCAUCUCGGAAGAGGAGAUGCAACGGAGCAUAGACCUCUUCUCUGUCGCCAGCGAGAACUUCGGUCUGGUCAUUAACACGCAGAAGACGGUGGUCAUGCAUCAACCGCCACCCAACACAGCUACUCCUCCCAACGCGCCGCAAAUCAGUGUGAACGGAACCCAACUGCAAGUGGUGGAGAACUUCCCGUACCUGGGCAGCACCCUCUCCCUUAACACCAAAAUCGAUGACGAAGUAGCUCACAGGAUCUCGAAAGCCAGUCAAGCCUUCGGUCGCCUCCAAAGCACAGUCUGGAGUCAUCAAGGUCUCCAACUGAGCACGAAGCUGAAGAUGUACAAGGCCGUCAUCCUGCCGACGCUGCUGUACGGAGCGGAGACUUUGACAGUAUACACAAAACAGGCUCGUCGACUGAACCAUUUUCACCUCAGUUGUCUCCGUCGCAUCCUGAGGCUGAACUGGCAGGAUCGAAUCCCCGACACUGAUGUGCUCGAACGGACGGGAAUCGUCAGCAUAUACACCAUGCUGAGGCAAAUGCAGCUGCGCUGGGGCUGCCACCUGGUGCGCAUGGACGACGAGCGACUACCCCAACGACUGUUAUACGGAGACAACGCGACGGGCUCUCGCCGCCAAGGAGACCAAAUUCGUCGAUACAAGGAUACUCUGAAGUCCUGCUUGAAGCAGCCGCAAAUCAACCCGAUCAACUGGGAAGAGCUCGUCCUCGACCGACCGAGAGAGGGAAAGUGAAGACAGGCACUGUGAUCUAUGAGGCCAACAGAAUCGCCGCUGCCAAAGUGAAACGCGAAGCAGGCAAAUUACAACUACGCCCCGUCAGCAACGCCGACGCACCAACGCUUCCAAAGUGUCCUCGGCGUCAACAGGCACGUCGGGCACGAACUGGACUCACUGAAAAUCUUCGGACCAACUGCACCUCCCAUACCGCACCAACCGCCGCCCCUCUGCCCGCCUGUGCCUCGUCCUCUCCGCAACCAACUGACUCUGACAAUUUUUCUGAACCAUCAAUUCCGUCUUCCCCCUCCUCCUCCUCCUCCUCCUCCUCCUCCUCCUUUCUCCUCCUUCUUCUCCUCCCCUUCCCUGUCUCUUGCUCCUCCUCCUGUCCCACUGCACCAACCACGGCUGCGCUUGAGGCCUUCAAUCACACCAGCAUCACACACAUCAAUGACACAACAACAGACAUCAUCCCGCCAACCUCCGACUCCAGGGGUGAGGAACAGGAAUUCACCUGCUCUCACUGCGACCGCACAUUCAUCCGCCUGAUCGGUCACUUGCGAAUUCAUCCCACGGAGACUGACGAACCAGUGCCUGGACCACAAACCAAUACCCGCCAAGCUCGCCUCCACGGCCCACACUGCCCUCGCAAUUUCACGCAUCGCAUGGGUCUACAAGGCCACAUGCGCAUCCACGACGACCUGCGGUAG